Nerophis lumbriciformis (worm pipefish) is the source of this 4548-nucleotide messenger RNA. RefSeq names its product potassium voltage-gated channel subfamily A regulatory beta subunit 2a (gene kcnab2a). Gene Ontology annotation, molecular function: potassium channel regulator activity; transmembrane transporter binding; voltage-gated potassium channel activity. Gene Ontology annotation, biological process: regulation of potassium ion transmembrane transport; potassium ion transport; regulation of action potential. NCBI's taxonomy places the organism in Eukaryota, Metazoa, Chordata, Actinopteri, Syngnathiformes, Syngnathidae. Gene Ontology annotation, cellular component: juxtaparanode region of axon; membrane; voltage-gated potassium channel complex. The record is from RefSeq and is a predicted model, not a curated record.
UUCCAUGUUAGUGCACCACCCCCACCACCCCUCCUUCCCGGGACCUCAUACAAAGGCUUUUCUUCUUUUCUUCGGACAGGACAGACUUACUUGAAAGCCCCCAAAAAAAAGUACACCAAAAAAAUGCACCGGCCUUUCUUAAGAGAGCACAACAUAUUUGAAAGCCUCUCUCACGCUGCCUCCACUCAUAUCGUUCUUCAUAUCCCUCCCACCACAUCUUUCUCACUCCCUCUCCUCCUGUCCCUCUCUUCAUCCCUCGCCCGCGUGCGCCGUGCCGCUCCAUGCUCAGCGCGAGGCGCACAGAUGUAAGUUUAAUCCAGGCAACGCUCGCGGAGUCAGCAAGUAAGAAAAUGAGGUUGUCCUCCGCCAACCAAGCAGGGGAAUGAGUUUCCAGCGGCAGGCCUAAGUGGACUUGGUGUCAGGUGUGAAGAUCUUCUCAGCUCAUGGUUUGGGAUCUUAUUCGUUUGUGUGCAAAUCCAGCUUUGAGCUCCGUCUUGAGCUCUGUCCGUCAGCCUUUCAUGAGCGUCUGAUCUGAUGAUGAAGUGAGGAGGAUAUCCAGAAGACACCCGCAUGAAUCGAAGGAAAUAUCAUCCAUGCUUUUAUUUACAGUCUGUGUAGUUUUUGAUUUUGGACAAAACCAGCAGAGACUUUCCAUCUGACCUACCACAUUUGUGUCGGUCUUCUUCAAGGGGAAAUUGUGAGCUUGUCAGUCCAUUCAUCAAGAGUGUGACAUUUGCCGCCAGACCCAAGACCACCUUUAAGACCAAACAGCCUUGGGGUCCACAGGAGCCUCGCUCUUGCAGCUUUGUACUUUGUCCAGACUUUGGUGCUGACACGAUCCACAGUCAGGAUGCAAGUGUCACUGGUGUGCACCGACCACCGCGGUGGUGUAAGCCGCACCACGGAGGACCGGCUCAACCGUCAGAACGCCAACAGCCCGGGUACCGGUACGCGCAACAAGUUCCGAGCCGUGGCGAUGGUGGCUCGCAGUCUGGGCCAGCUGUCGGUUCAGAGUAUCCCUUCUUCCAGCGAGCAGAGCAUUAAGACCGGCAUGAAGUAUAGAAACCUCGGGAAAUCGGGUCUACGCGUGUCCUGCCUUGGAUUAGGAACAUGGGUGACAUUUGGCGGACAGAUAACAGAUGAGAUGGCAGAGCAGCUGAUGACUCUGGCGUAUGAAAACGGCAUCAAUCUAUUUGACACAGCGGAGGUCUAUGCUGCCGGGAAGGCCGAGGUGGUGCUGGGAAACAUCAUAAAGAAGAAAGGAUGGAGACGCUCUACUCUCGUUAUAACAACAAAGAUCUUCUGGGGUGGAAAAGCCGAGACCGAAAGAGGUUUAUCUCGAAAACAUAUCAUAGAAGGUUUAAAAGCUUCUCUGGAGAGACUGCAGUUAGACUACGUUGAUGUCGUGUUUGCCAACAGACCGGACCCCAACACGCCUAUGGAAGAAACGGUUCGAGCGAUGACCCAUGUGAUAAAUCAAGGCAUGGCCAUGUACUGGGGGACAUCACGCUGGAGCCCCAUGGAGAUAAUGGAGGCGUAUUCUGUGGCACGACAAUUCAAUCAGAUCCCUCCGAUCUGUGAGCAGGCCGAGUAUCACAUGUUUCAGAGAGAGAAGGUGGAGGUGCAGCUACCGGAACUUUUCCAUAAAAUAGGUGUUGGGGCCAUGACGUGGUCACCCCUGGCCUGCGGGAUCAUCUCAGGGAAAUACGACGGCAGGGUGCCCCCAUACUCUCGGGCCUCUCUGAAGGGUUACCAGUGGUUGAAGGACAAGAUCUUGAGCGAGGAGGGUCGGCGUCAGCAGGCGAAGUUGAAAGAGCUGCAGGCGAUCGCGGAGCGGCUGGGCUGCACUCUGCCCCAACUCGCCAUCGCGUGGUGUCUACGUAACGAGGGGGUGAGCUCCGUCCUAUUAGGUGCAUCCAACACGGACCAGCUGAUGGAGAACAUAGGAGCCAUUCAGGUCCUCCCCAAGCUGUCGUCGUCCAUCACUCACGAGGUGGACAGCAUCCUGGGCAACAAGCCCUACAGUAAAAAGGAUUAUCGCUCCUAACGCCCGCACGCCUUAUUGCCUGAUCCUACAUUUGCUUGAGCUUCUACCGAGCGAGACCCCGCCGCAUGAGUGUGGUCGCACCAGACGGCCACCGGGGGGCUUCUCGCUCACACUUCCAGGGAUGAGAGGUAAACAAACCCACAGUAGUCCAUCGGAGAAGGCCGCUUAGAAAAGUGCAGACAGUUCUGCACUCCUACUUCAAAUCAUAGAAUAUGUUUUUAUUUUAGAAGACAAAAAAAAAAAAGCACACGCUUCGUUUCUUUGUCACUCCAACAAGUGGAUCCAUGUUUGUGUCCUUUGUAUCUGAGCCCCCCCUGGUGGUGGGCGUCAACAAUCAGCACUUUAGUCACGGCUGUGUCAGGCUACUUUUAGCCAGGGGAAUAAUAAUAAUAAUAAUAAUAACCUUCUCUCCCUGACCUUGCACUAUCCUACAAGAAGAAGUCAUUCGUCAGCAUCCUCCAUUUUUUUUAUGCCAAAGCCUGCUCUCCUUUUCUUUCCCAAUCACUAAGCUUAACCUUUGCUAUUCCGCUGAACGCGCGCCCCUCAACGUAGCUUCAGCUUGACUCUUUCGCAUCUUUGCAACCCCUCAAAAACCACAAUUUAUUCGCAGUCUCUUCCUCCAUAUUUCAUUCUUCAAAAGAAACUUUAAGCUGUUGGUACUUUUAUUUUGAAAAACGGGUAGUACUAUACACGUUACUGGUACAGUGCAUCCAAAAAAAGAAUUCACAGCACUUCCUGCCUUAUUCUAAAUUGGAAUAAAUAAAUUUUUGUCCUCAAAAUUCUACACACAAUACCCCAUUAUAACAAUUUUUUAUUUAUUUAUUUAUUUAUUUUUUAAUUGAAGUAUUGACAGCCUCUGCAACAUACGUUGUUGAUGCACCUUUGGCAGCAAUUACAGAUUACAGUAGAAUACAAUGCCACCAGUUUGGCACACCUAUUUUUGGGGCAGUUUUGCCCAUUCCUCUUUGCGGCACCUCUCAAGCUCCAUCAGAUUGCGUGGUAAGCAUUUUUUUUCAUCCGGGAUGAGGUGGCGACUUGUCCAGGGUGUACCCCGCCUUCCGCCCAAAUGCAGGCUCCAGCACCCCCCGCGACCCUGAACGGGACAAGGGGUAGAAACCGGAUGGGAGGAUGGAUGUCUCUGUAUAUUUCUGCAUUCAUCUUUCCCUCUAUCGUGACUUGGUUUCCUCCAAACGUGACGCCCGGCCUUCACGCCAAAGACUUCCAUCUUCGUCUCAUCAGACCACGAGAAUUUUGUUUCUCGUGGUCUGAGAGCUUUUCAGGAGCAUUGUUGGCAAACGUUUACGAAUUUUGAGGACAAAAAUUAAUGUAUUCCAUUUUGUGGAAAAAGUGAAACACUGGGAAUACUUUCCGGAUGUAUGUCAUGACAAAGUGUAAAAAAACAAGUGGAGGAUGUCAAGUGGGUUACAUUGUCAUCAUCUACCUUGUUGUUGCGAUUGAGUCAUCGUCAUAAAUAAUAUGGUUACCACGGCAACAAUCUUUGCGCGGAAGGGUUUUUUUUUGCACCCGCUUUGUGGCAGCAGCUCAGGGAAGCGAGCGUGUGUGCAGUACACCUACCCUAAUCAUGAGGACAUUCUGGCUGGUCCACAUCAAGAAAAGUACUCACAUGGACUUCACCCAAUCAGAGCGUGUGUGUUUUUGUUUUUCAAGUUUGUGUGACUCAAAACUUGGACAUGUUUUUUUUUUUUUUUUUUGGCCUGGUUUUAUUACUGGGAUGAAAAUUAAUUUUGACAUUUUUGGGGUGUCUGGAGCCAAAGAUCCCCCUCGUCUGUGAUGUGACCUUGGAGACAUGUACAGUCUGACUUUGUCCAUAUUGAACAUCCAUAAUGCUUCAAAGAGAUAAUAAUAAUUGUAAUAUUGCCCGUAACUGCAAGUAUUUGCAUUAGAAAUGUAGGGAAAUUCUGUUUACCGGCGGGCUUUUAUUUUGAAGGCCUAACUUAAACAGCUACAGGCUGUGUUAACGUCGAUUGUGAUCGCAUUUUUUUACGAGUUAAAAUAUGAGACUUUUCCGGGGGGAAAAAAGGAGGUUUGACAGCUUUCUUACGAACUUUUUGUUUGGCAUUAAAGCACAAGAGAGUUAAACUUGGAACUCAAGUCAUAGUCAGACUAUUGAUUUGGUGACGCAAAGAAAUAGAAAGUAUGAAAUGAUGUUUAGAGGAAGAAAUGACUCACAAUGAACACAAGCUCCUAGUUUCAUCCUUUAGGAUGGAAGCCGGUUCCAAAGUUAUCCAAGAAUAUAUUUGUAUCUUUUCUUCAUCGGAUCAUGUCUUGUAUUAUGCCCAAUUAGAGACAGUGUAAAUAUGAAGAACUGUGUAUAUAUUAUACAUAUUCCACUUGUGAGCGCCUCUGCCUUUUGCUUUUAUUUUGAAGCUUUCUUUCGCAGGCGUUGCUAACUAAGUGCACUGUGCUUGAAUCAACUGUAGACCGGAUGUACAGCUUCAUCAUUAAAUGACCAAUGGCAAAACCAAUUGUGUGUGUGUGUG